Messenger RNA from Spinacia oleracea (spinach), 933 nucleotides. RefSeq names its product protein S40-4. The record is from RefSeq and is a predicted model, not a curated record. Lineage: Eukaryota; Viridiplantae; Streptophyta; Magnoliopsida; Caryophyllales; Amaranthaceae. The coding region runs from base 142 to 645 and encodes 167 amino acids. The transcript has a single exon.
UAUAAAUUUGCAUUUCCUUUCUAGUAUCAAUUGCCAACUCCAUUUCCAACUACCCAAUCGUUAAUCUUCCAUUUUUCAUUCUCUCUCAAACUUUUUAAAAAAACAAUAAUAACCAAAGCAAAAAUUAUCUGGAAAACAAAAAUGGCUAGUGCGAAGAGUUCCAUGAUGGCGAGGAGAAAGAGUAACUACCGAUUCUUGAGCAAUGAUCUGAUUCAACCACCGUCGAUGAAAACCUCCGCUACGACGGAGUUGGAGUUCGAUGAAUCCGACAUUUGGGGCGUGUCGACUCGGUCCGACUCGCCUCCGAGUUGGAGCAAGUCGUCGAGGAAGUCGAUGACCGCGCCGACUCCAGCGAGGGGGAGGCGCGCAGGAGACGCGUCGUCUUUGCCGGUGAAUAUACCAGACUGGUCGAAGAUACUCCGGGAGGAGUACAAGGCGCAUAAGUGGAGUUUCGGCGAGGAUUUAGUCAAUGAUUGUUACGGCGGAGAUGACGACGGCGAGGGGUGGGUGGCGCCGCAUGAGUAUUUAGCGAGGCCGCAAAUGGCGUCGUUGUCAUUGCAUGAAGGAAGUGGGAGGACGCUGACAGGGAGGGAUCUAAAUAAGGUUAGGAAUGCAAUUUUGGAGAAGACAGGGUUUCAAGAUUAGCAUUUUUAUUUUUGAGAGGAGUCGGAAAAUAACAAGCGGAUUUGAAGAUAUUAUUGAUUUCAAUUACUAAUAUUAGUAAAUUUUAGUAGAGAAUUAGCAGAAAUAAUUUGGGAAUUUUUUAUUCCCAGAUAUGGUUUUUUUGAAUUUUGUUUUUCAUCUUAAUUUUGAUGAUGAUUAAAUUUUUUUUUUGAAAAAUCAUCUUCCUUACUUGAUGUAAUUUUAAUGUGGUAUAUUGUGAUUAGAACUCCAUUUUUAUGAAGAGUUUCUGAUAUUUUUUUGUUUGUUUGA